AUGUCUACUUGCUGGUCGGAGAUUUCUACGGAUCUCUUAUACUUAAUCCUAUCCAAGGUCUCGAUCCCUGAUCUCUUCCGCUGCGCCGCCGUAUGCUCACAUUGGUCCGCCGUGGUCGAUAUGGUCAGCCGCCGCCGCGGUGAUCAACGCCCUCAGAUCCCAUGGCUUGUGCCGGAAUACCACCUCCUCAUAAACGGAAGACAUAACGAUCAAAACACCUACAACUUCUUCAGCCUAUCGGAGGGCCGCGUGUAUGAUAUCCCAAGUCGCGCUCCUGGCAUCCUCAUCGUCGGAUCUUCUCAUGGUUGGCUCAUAACCACCAACGAGGUUAGUGUACAGCUCCUCAACCCUAUAACCGGUGUGCAGAUCGACCUUCCCUCCAUCCCCACCGACCGAAAUUUGGAAGCCAUCAGAGCCGUGUUGUCCUGCGAUCCCUCUAGAUGUGGAGAUUACAGCGUCGGCUUUGUAUUCUAUUGCCGUUCUAUGGAGAAAGAGUUAUUGUUCUUGGCUAGCGCGGCAGAUGACAAGUGGAAGAUGAUCCCUGGAAAUCAAUAUCACUAUGAUGACAUAGCAUUUCACAACGGCAAGCUCUAUGCGGUGUCACGAUUCGAAGAAGAUGACGAAGUGAUAGUGGUGGCGUUCGAUCUCAUCACGCUGGAUUCAACUCCGACAGGGACGCCGGUGGUGGCUCUGCCAUUCAGCAUUUGGGAUUUUACUUUCGACAUGCACUUUGUUUGCACGUAUUUCGGUGAUCUACUGAUCGCGCGGGCAACUAUCACGAAUGAAUUAGUAGAUUAUAAUAAGAAAUUGGAGGUUUGGAAAGUGGAUACGGAGAAAGGCGCCAUGGUCGCGAUGAAUAACUUGGGGAAGCAUGCUCUAUUCUUGAGCACAUGCUCUUCUUUUUGCCUUGAUACUUCUUCAUUGCCUGAUUUGAAGUCAAAUUCCAUUUAUCUCUCGAAUGAGUGGGGUAAUAACUUGGUUUACAGCCUAGAGGACGAAAGCUUCACCUCAUUGAGUCUGCCUUCAUUGUCAUCUCCAAAACUAGAGCGGCCACCGCUUGUUUGGUUUACACCCAGUUUUGCCUGCUGA
This is a messenger RNA of Zingiber officinale, 1089 nucleotides long. RefSeq names its product putative F-box protein At5g66830. The record is from RefSeq and is a predicted model, not a curated record. The transcript has a single exon. Gene Ontology annotation, molecular function: protein binding. Lineage: Eukaryota; Viridiplantae; Streptophyta; Magnoliopsida; Zingiberales; Zingiberaceae. The coding region runs from base 1 to 1089 and encodes 362 amino acids.